AUGCGGUGCUCAUUUGGAGAUAACGAAAAACUUCAAGUAGAACAUAUUGCAAGUGUAAUUUCUAGCCACCACCCUGCUGACAAAAUAACUGAAGAAUAUGGUAUAAACGAAAGUGAUAGGGUAGGAGAUGAAGACACCAGAAUUAAGGCGUUAUCAAGAUCUGUUGGUCCUAUGUUGGCAAGGCUUAUUCCGGAAACUGGCCCAUGGUACAAAAAUAAGCAUUUAAUCAAGUUGAAUGCAAUAUUAUGUGUGACAUGUCUAGCUGCGUCUACAGCUGGUUAUGACUUUUCUUUAAUUAAUGGGUUACAGGCAUUUCCUGAAUGGCAGUUAGAUUUGAUGAAAAAUCCAAAGUCUGAGUGGUUAGGAUUUAUUGUUAUCACGUUAGCUAUUGGGAGUAUAGUUGGUAAUAUCGUUGGUCCUCAGAUAUCAGAUAGGUGGGGUAGAAAAAAAGUAAUAUAUACUGGCUUGGUCAUGAUAAUUGGCGUUUCUUUAGGACAAGCUUUCUCUAAUAAUGAUGUUGCGUUUAUCGUUACCAGGGUCUUGAUAGGAUUCAGUGCUGCGCUCAUGAGUCAAACUGUUGUCUUGGUUUCUGAGUUAUCCUAUCCCACAUAUAGACCUUUCUUUUCAUGUUUCUACAUGACAAUGUACUAUGUUGGCUCCUUUCUUGGUGCAUGGGUAUCCUAUGGUUCCAGGAACUUAGGUGGCUGGUCGUGGAAGCUAGUUUGUCUAAUGCAGAUUUUAUUUCCUAUAUUAAUGGCUCCUGUUGUACUUUUUUAUUUACCAGAAUCUCCCCGUUGGUACGUAUCAAAGGAUAGAAUAGAUGAAGCAAGAGAAACCUUGAUAAAAUUCCAUGGAGGUGGAGACCCAAGAUAUCUUCCUAUGAUUAACUUCGAAUUAGAGGAGAUGAGCAAACAAAUUAAUUUGACAAGGGGCUUAUCUUUAGGGUGGUUAUCAAUGUUCAAAACUAAAGGAAAUCGCUGGAGGUCUUUAAUUACAAUUACUUUAGGUAUAUUUCAACAAUGGAACGGUGUUGGCGUUAUAUCGUACUACUUAGUCCAAGUUUUAACUUCAGUAGGCAUUACUGAUGUCACUAGUCAAACACUAAUCAAUGGUUUCUUGCAAUUUUGGAAUUUUCUUUGGGCAGCUUUUGCAUCGUUUCAAGUUGAUAGGUUUGGAAGAAGAGUUUUAUUCUUGUGGUCAACCAUAGGUAUGUUAUUAAGCUAUGUAAUUAUAACUGGCUUAAGUGCAGCAUAUGCAGAAUUAGGAAAUGAUCAAGCAGGGAUAGCUGUUGUUGUUUUCUUAUUCAUUUACUAUGCUCAUUACGAUAUUGCUUUUACACCGUUAGUUACUUGCUACCCUGUCGAAAUUUGGCCAUUCGUCUACAGAGCUAAAGGGAUUGCAAUGCAACAUGUUGCUAAUUAUGGCAGUUUGUUAUUUAAUCAGUUCGUUAAUCCAAUAGCCUUAGAGGCAAUUGCUUGGAAAUAUUAUUUUGUUUAUAUAGGAGUUUUAAUUGUCAUGUUCUUUGUUAUAUACUUCACCUAUCCUGAAACUAAAGGGUUCAGUCUAGAAGAAGUUAAUAUGAUAUUUGACUCCAAGGAUAAUAAUGAAGAUGAAUAA
Debaryomyces tyrocola is the source of this 1617-nucleotide messenger RNA. The record is from the annotation of a GenBank genome assembly. Lineage: Eukaryota; Fungi; Ascomycota; Pichiomycetes; Serinales; Debaryomycetaceae.